Bactrocera neohumeralis is the source of this 816-nucleotide messenger RNA. It is a transcript of the gene zetaCOP, whose product is annotated as coatomer subunit zeta-1. The transcript is spliced from 4 exons. Lineage: Eukaryota; Metazoa; Arthropoda; Insecta; Diptera; Tephritidae. The record is from RefSeq and is a predicted model, not a curated record. The coding region runs from base 92 to 628 and encodes 178 amino acids. Gene Ontology annotation, cellular component: COPI vesicle coat. Gene Ontology annotation, biological process: intracellular protein transport; intra-Golgi vesicle-mediated transport; retrograde vesicle-mediated transport, Golgi to endoplasmic reticulum.
AAUUUUGAAAAUGUGUGCAACCCUGUCAGGGGUUGACGUGUAAUGUAAACUGUCAGAUAUCAUUCUGCCGACGAAAAUAAUCAAAAAUAAAAUGGAAGGAUUUAUGAUGGAGCCCACACUUAACAUAAUCAAAGGUAUGUGCAUCAUGGACAAUGAUGGCAACCGUAUAUUGGCCAAGUACUACGACAAGAAUGUAUUGCCCACAGUGAAGGAGCAGAAGGCUUUCGAAAAGAACUUAUUCAGCAAAACACACCGAUCCAAUACGGAAAUUAUCAUGUUGGAUGGCCUUACCUGCGUCUACAAAAGUAAUGUGGACUUAUUUUUCUACGUAAUGGGCAGUGCUUAUGAGAAUGAAUUGAUUCUACUGUCUGUAUUGAAUUGCCUAUACGAUUCGAUAAGCUUGAUUCUGAAGAAGAAUGUUGAAAAGCGUUUGGUUUUGGAUAAUCUAGAGAUUAUUAUGCUGGCAUUCGACGAAAUCUGUGACGGCGGAGUUAUACUGGACGCAGAUCCCUCCUCAGUGGUUAAACGUGUGGAUUUGCGCAACGAUGACAUUCCCAUCGCCGAGCAGACCGUCGCGCAGGUUUUGCAAUCGGCGCGCGAACAGUUCAAGUGGUCCAUACUUAAGUGAGCAGUGUUUAUAUAGAUCCGUUGGGACAGAGGAGGCAAAAAUCAUGUUUUAUAACUAUACACAAUAAUAUACUAAGUUGACUUUCCAAAAGCGCAGUACAUUCGAUUUUUAUUGUAAUUUUAAUAUAAUUUAAUAUCAUAUACAAAGAAUAUAUAGCGAAAUAUGUCGCAAAUGGAUGUGUAUGUAAA